CGAAUAAAGCGCCCACCACAAAAUAUUCGAAAUUCGCCCUAAAAAUUUAGAUAAAACAAGGAGGAGCCCGAAGAUUUUGUUGGUUACUCAUAUGAUUUCCCACCAAACGAUACAGAUAAGUACCGUAAAACAAAUUCCUUAAAGAGGGAAAGAAAAUGGCAUUCUCAUCCAACCCGUUAUCUCUAAGUGUACCCGAGCCCGUAUUUGAAUCCUGGCUCCGAGAUACCGGCUACCUCGAAAUUCUCGAUCAACGGACUACCGAUCUCCACCGCCACUCUUCCACCGCCACCACAGCCGCCGCCUCUGCUUCCUCUUCCGACGCUGCUGCUGUUACUAAUUCUGCCGCCGCCGCAGUUUCAAUCUCCAACGGGGUCUUUGUUCAGAUAUUUUCAUAUCUUGGAACCUUACUGUCGCUUUUUACGCUUAAUCCGUUUGCGAAGCUCACGUCGGAUGAUUUUUCCGGUGAUACGCCGUCGUGGACUCGACUGUUCGUCGGGUCGUUGGAUUCAUACUCGUUUCCUUCGUCGCCUUCUCAGGCUCGGCUUAGAGUCCACGAGAAUGUGAAACGCUAUGCCCGCAAUUAUACCUCUCUCUUCCUCCUCUUCUUCGCUUGCUCUCUGUACCAGAAGCUGCUUGCGCUUGUAGGGUUGAUAUUAUGUUUGGCGCUUUGGGAUGUAUUAAAGUUAUGUGGAGAUCGUUGGGGAUUAGAGCAGCGCCCUNAAAAAAAAAAAGAAAGAAAGAGGAAAAAAUGGGGUGCCACUCUCUUAAAUGAUUCAGGUCCCAGCAUUCUAUCUGUGUAUAUUGGUGAUGAAUAAUAUGAUCGUAGCUUUGACUGUUUUAUCAUAUGGCUUGUGAUUUAUCCUAUGUGUUAACUGAUCCUGAUCUUUAAGCUUCUCUUCAACCUUUUGAAUAUUGUCCAUAUCUGUUUUCCUUCUACCAAAUGGCAAACCGUACUCCUCUAAACUGGAGGCUCUUAUGCCAAAUUUUGGUUGAGAUAAAAUGGUGUUCCAGAGGCAUUGCAUUUGCAAUGUAAUGGAUGCUCUUAAGACCUUUCACCAAGAUCACUAGAAGUCAGGAUCAAGGAAAAAUAAUCCAACCACUAAGCUAAAAGUAUGUAAUGAGAUGGUACUACGUAAUUGAUCCAGAUGUGAGCAAUUAACUAACGAGUCCAUCAAGGGGAGCAGGGAUAUAUGGUUGGUCUUCUCCAAACCUGUUCUAUCUUGCUCCAAAAGUAUCCUUUAACUGGAAAUUUUUGCGAGAAUGUUAAUUCAAGUAAAAUGUCUCUAUAAACAAUUAACAUUCAUUAAAAAAAUGCAUGAAAAGUUCAUAAAUUAGGUACUUGUACAACGAAUGCAUAGAUUAUAAAAUCGGUUUCUUUUUCAUUAUUGAAGAAUGUUAGUCUCUCAGUUUUUUCAUUCAAAAGUUCCUCAAGUUCUCGUGAUGAUUGAACUAGUUAGUACCCCCUCCCCCUCCAAAUUUUGUUGAUUAAGAUGUUGUAGGGACGAUGGGGAAGGAACUUUGUGUCUUUUACUCAAAUGUUGUAAACAAGCAAAAUACUGUCUUUAAAUGCUUUAGACUGCAGAUAUAUUAGUGUCUAGGCCUGAAAGUUUCUUUUAAAUAAGUGGAAAAAUGAUAUUUGAGUAGUUCUUUUCUUUUUUGGUUUGGGUUAGGAAAUCUAAAGAAAAAGAGGGAAAGUAAAAAAUGGAAGGCUUCUCCAUUUCAAAAAAGAAAAAGGACGGAAGGCUUCUGUUAGUCAAAAUUUUGUAAACAAGAAAAAUAUAGUGGAAACAGCUUUAAAUGCUUUGGGCCACAAAUAUACUAGUUCAGGUGGGCCUUGAAGUAUAAUAAGUGGGAAAAGGAUUUUGGCGUAGUUUCCUUUUUUUUUUUUUUGGGGGGUUGGAUGGUAGCAAAGAGGCAAAGUAAAAAGGGAAGGCUUAUUUAUAAUAGUCGAGGUGCACAUAUAUUACACAGGAGAUUACCUUUAUAAAAAAGGACGACUUAUAACAUCUCCAUAUAAUCUUUUGUUGUACCCACACCUUUUACCUUUUACUCAGAUCUCAAAUAUUGUGCAUGAGCAAAAUAUGGCGAAGAUAGCUUUAAAUUGUUUAGCUUCAGAUAUACUGGUGUCAAUGAGCCUAAAAGUUAAAAAGGAAAAAGGUGGGGAAAGGUUUUCUCGGUGUUUUUGGUAAGAAACUAAAAGUAGAGGGAAAAAUGAAAUGGGAAGCUAUAUCAUCUUUUGUUGUACUUGCAAAGUUGGCGAGAUGUUGGUAUCUCUUACAUAACAAUGUGAAGGAUGCUUUUGGUAUAGAAAAGGUUAAUUGGCUCAAUUCUUCCAUCCCCUUAACACGGUAUUUAACAAAAGAUAAAUUCUGAGAUGUGUGCCAAAUCCUUGUUUACCUAUCCACCAAAAAAAAGGUGUUAUCGCUUCAUAGCUGAAGGUUGACUUGGCAGAAGGUUGAUUUUACUUAAAAGGAUGAUAAAAAGGAAAAAAAAGAGGGGAAAAUAGAGUUCAUUUGCUACUUGGGUAAGAGGACUACUCUUUACACACACACACACACACACACACACAUAUAUAUAUAUAUAUAUAUAUGAUUUUUAUAACGAAGAUGUCCGGGCAAUCUUGCGCGCACCUCAACAAUUUCACCAGGUACGUGCUAUCAGCACAAGGACUACUCACAUGUAUAUUUCAGCAUUCUCUCUGUAGUCGCAGUCUUCUUCUACUUCUUGAGUCUAUAAUACUUAUUUUACAAAUUCUGUUUUUUUCUUUAAUUUGUUUUUUUGCUUGUGUUUCUUCUUCAAUCAAUGACCCUCUUCUCUUCUAUUGUGCAGUUCUCUUAUUCUACUUCUUCUUGACUCUGGGCUUCUCUUUUACUUCUCUUCCACUCACUUAGCAGAGUUGCUUAAAAAACUAAUUAUGAAGCUAAAUACUGCAGAAUUUUUUUAUGGUUGAUUUAAGUGAAAUUGAAUAAUUAUUUGAUGUCCCCAAAAAAAAUAAUUAUGAUUUGUGAUUGUAGUUAUGUUUUUGGGGUCUUGUUGAAAUUACAUAUUUCGAUGUUUAAUUUGAAUUUGGUCAGAUUAGUACGGAAUUAGUAACUUUAAUUGCAAUAAGUUCAUAUAUGUUAGAUCAUUUUUGUGUUUGGUAAUUGUCUGCUUUAUUUUGAAGAAUCGUGCGUUUAGGUUCCUUUUUUUAAGCCGAAGGUCCCUGUUACUGUUUUUGCGCUUCUCGUUUUUUAAAACGCUUCUCAGUCUUUUCAAGUGUAUGUUGGCUGGAUUUUGUUUCGAUGGACAAUUUUAAGCACUAAUUUAUUCUACCAAGCAGAACUUUUCUGCUACUCUAUAAAUUCGAGAACUGAGUCUGCUUUUCUACAACAGCAACUGCAGUUAUUCUAUUCUGUACCAACGUUCAAAUGGCUCUCAUCUCAGCCAUUGCUGUCAGUUAUGCAGUGAUGAUUCUGCAUGCCUCAUUUAGGAAGCUUACCCCGUCGAGACAAUCAACUUCAAAAGAUGGAAACAGGAGGACUCUUAGAAGUUGAUAAGUAUUUAUUAGUGUCAAAUCAUAAAAUCACAGUCGUAGCUCGGAGGGAGUUCAGAGCAAACAUGUGGGUUAACUGUCUUGGUUCACGAGUACAUCUCUCCGUUUGGAACUGAGAUAAUACUAGUUACAUUGUAAGAAAAUGUUUCUUUGUAUUCAAAUUUAGGUUGUAUAAGGUUAUACAAGAUGGGAAAAAGAAAUAUAUUAGAUAAGAUUGUAGAUGGCUGUAGAACCAUGAAGGUAAUUAGCAUGAACUGCAUCCAGUAUAAGUUCUGGAUUCUGAUUUUUCAAUUCAUUCGACCCCCCUCUGGGCUUGCAUCAUAAUUUGUUACCAUCCAAGAAUGAGUGCUUAUUAGUUGCUAUGAAUUGAAAGGAGAAGAUGACUUGUAAACUGUCACUCACCUGAAACUUGGAUGAAAUGACUACCUUUCUCGUCUAUUGAA
Molecule: messenger RNA, 3975 nt
Organism: Nicotiana tabacum (common tobacco)
Lineage: Eukaryota; Viridiplantae; Streptophyta; Magnoliopsida; Solanales; Solanaceae
Source: RefSeq, a predicted model, not a curated record